This is a messenger RNA of Corythoichthys intestinalis (scribbled pipefish), 10168 nucleotides long. It is a transcript of the gene sox4a, whose product is annotated as SRY-box transcription factor 4a. The coding region runs from base 7178 to 8275 and encodes 365 amino acids. NCBI's taxonomy places the organism in Eukaryota, Metazoa, Chordata, Actinopteri, Syngnathiformes, Syngnathidae. Gene Ontology annotation, biological process: anatomical structure morphogenesis; positive regulation of transcription by RNA polymerase II; cell differentiation. Gene Ontology annotation, molecular function: DNA-binding transcription activator activity, RNA polymerase II-specific; RNA polymerase II cis-regulatory region sequence-specific DNA binding. The transcript is spliced from 2 exons. The record is from RefSeq and is a predicted model, not a curated record.
CCGCACUGCAGAAUCUCUCACUCUGCAACAUUCAAGCACCAAGCCGAUAUGCUGCACGCCGUUGAGCGAGGGCGGCGGAAGGACGACGGCGCUGAAGCCCUCGGCUAACCUCCCCUCCGCUUCCUCCUACAUUUUUCUAAUGCAGACAGAUAAGUUGGCAUACCACAGACGACUAAUCCUCCUACUGUGAGAGACGAUUCGGGCGAUGCCGAUCAUAGGAAACUGGCGAGAAGGAGGAUGAGGGAGAGCGACAGGAAAGGGGGAGGGGGAAAGGAAGGCAAGUAAGGUGAGGAUUGAGAUGAAUUAACUCAUAAGGAAAAUGGGGGAUUUUAAGGGUACAAUGUUUAGAAUGCUAGCUCUUGUCUUGCAGUUAAUUUGAUCACUCUUGCAAAUCUGCGCAUCCUCUCUCUCUCCCUCUCUCUCGCCAUCGUCCCUCACCCUCUUCCACUCUCUGCUCGUCUGGCGGAGGCUGAUGUAGGUCAUUGCGUCUGGAGCCUGUCUGGAGCUGCAGAGGGGUCUCCGAGCUCCACGGCUGAGCCUCAUCGACCCCCGCUAGCGGCUAGGCGAGCUGAGGACACCGCGCGCUCCCUGGGCUACAUGAGGACAGAAGCGCCAUCCCACUGACCUGACUUGCCUGGAGGAUGCUACACUUGGAAAAGGGGAGGAGGAAGGGGAAGUGGGGGUGCAAGGUUAUAUUGGGGUUGUCUGUACAUUCCAAAGUUUAUGCCGUUUACGAAUGUCUCUAUAAUUUAAACUGAGGAGAGGAUAGACAAAAGGUAAAAAAACGCAAAGAGGGAAAUUGAGGAGUGUUAAACGAUGCAGUCCUUGCUUAUAUGCAGCAACAACAGGAUGUUUUUUGGGGGAUGUCAUGCAGUUGUUCCCCCUCCUUCUGUUCUGUCAGCAUCCUUCCCUUCUCAGUGCCUAACUUCUUCCUGAUUCUAUCUCUUUCCCAGACUCCGAUUCUUCUUCCGAAACCAAAGCGACCCAGCAAAUCCCGCAUUCCGUUCCAUCCCAAACCAGGAAAAACAAAAUAACACUGUUGUUUUGCGGUAUAUCCAUUCAUAUGCCAUGCCAUGUAUCUUUUCCAAUACGGAUCCAACUCCACGCAGUGCCUUGUCCCGUAGCGGUUUGAAGUAUCCGUCCUGUAUCCGUCUGUUGUGGUGAUUGUCCCUUUGAUUGAAAUGAGCACAGCGCUGUCGAAAUUUGAAAAGAACAAAAUGUGCUGUUGACGACUUCUGCAUCCACCGAAAUUGCUCUCUUUCCUUUCCCCCUCCUUCGUCUGUGCUCCCACUCCGUGCUCCAUCCCAGUCCUCUGGCUUUUUACACAAUGCAAAAAAGAUUGUUGUUUCAGAGUAUCUCAAAAGUGAUGUGAGACUGCUGGAGUAGAUGGUUGAGUGUCAGUUUGAGUGUGCGUGUGUCUGCCCUCCUCAUUUGACUGUGCUGCAUGUCUGAGUUGUGCAGCGAUAGACUGGUACUUCACUGGCUCUGUCUUGCGUUGAGGUUGUUCGUCUUUUCUACGUAAGCGCUGUUUGGGCAAGUUUCGGAGUGUGACGACGGUAUUUAACUGACAUGACUUACUGGACUUUUGCGGGCUACUUUCAAUUUUUUGAGGCAUAAGUGACAUUUAAAAGAGGAACCAAUCUCACCUCCUACUUUGCCUUUGGCCAUUAUCCAGUAAAACUACUUUUAUUGAGACUUUGAAUUCACACUGGAUACCAAACAGGUACACACUACAGUUCUUGGUUUUGCUGAAGACUGUGGUGAUUUAUUUAAGUUCUAUUAGACAUGACUGUGUUCAGUUACUACGAUAGUGCGGAUAUGAACGUGAAUGGUUCUGUCCCUAUGCGCCUUAUGACUGACUGGCGACCAGUCUGUAUUGUAGUCUGCCCAUUGCCUUAAUUAGCCCCAACCCUGAGUUGGAUACUAUGGAAAAUGAAUGUGUCCAUAGAAUAACCAUGACAAAUUAAUAAAAGUCUAGAAGUCAUCCUGUGUGGAGUUUGUAUGUUUUCCCCGUGUUUGUGUAGUUUCCAUCAUGAGUCAAGGGUGUACUGCCAGGAUGUGGUGUAGAGCAGUGGUCCCCAACCUUUUUUGCACCACGGACCGGUGUAAUAUGGGCCUUUUUUUUCCAUGGACCGUCAAUGUGUAGCAGAAAAUGAUAGUAAACAUAAAACGUCGAAGCUAAAAACAAAUAUUAAAUACAGGCAAAUUGUCAAUCACUAUACACUGAAUCAACCUUUUUUAAACAGCAGCCUCUCCUAAAACCUGUCGGCAAAAAUGCGUGGUCGCAAGCAUCAUGAGUUAUUUUUCCAAUCGUGAAAGGUUUCUUAGCUUUAGCAAUACGGUUCUCCAUGAGGUAUGAUGCUCUCAGUGCGUUCACUUUUGUUGCCUCGUUUGCUAGCUUUUAGCCACAUAUUAUGCAGAAUGUACUUGGUUGUAGGCUCCUCUUCUGGCUCAGAAGGUGGCCUUUUUCUAGUAAAAAAGCUGUCCAAAGACGUCACCGCCCGCAGCACACAGCUAUGAGAAGCUAAAGUUACUGUUAACAUUGACUGCUGCUGGGCUGCAUACAGCGGGGCAAAUAAGUAUUUAGUCAGCCACUAAUUGUGCAAGUUCUUCCACUUGAAAAUAUUAGAGAGGCCUGUAAUUGUCAACAUGGGUAAACCUCAACCAUGAGAGACAGAAUGUGGGGGGAAAAAAAACUGAAAAUCACAUUGUUUGAUUUUUAAAGAAUUUAUUUGCAAAUCAUGGUGGAAAAUAAGUAUUUGGUCAAUACCAAAAGUUAAUCUCAAUACUUUGUUAUGUACCUUUUGUUGGCAAUAACGGAGCCCAAACAUUUUCUGUAACUCUUGACAAGCUUUUUACAUACUGUUGCUGGUAUUUUGGCCCAUUCCUCCAUGCAGAUCUCCUCUAGAGCAGUGAUGUUUUGGGGCUGUCAUUGGGCAACAUGGACUUUCAACUCCCCCAUUCAAUCUUUCCUGUACACAGAUCAGUCGUCCUGGUCCCUUUGCAGAAAAACAGCCCCAAAGCAUGAUGUUUUCACCCCCAUGCUUCAAAGUGGGUAUGGUGUUCUUCCGAUCCAAUUCGUUAUUCUUUCUCCUCCAAACACGAGAACCUGUGUUCCUACCAAAAAGUUCUAUUUUGGUUUCAUCUUACCAUAACACAUUCUCCCAGUCCUCUUCUGGAUCAUCCAAAUGCUCUCUAGCGAACCACAGAAGGGCCUGGAUGUGUACUUUCCUCAGCAGGGGGACAAGUCUGGCAGUGCAGGAUUUGAGUCCCAGGCGACGCAUUGUAUUACUGCUAGUACCCUAUGUUACUGUGGUCCCAGAUCUCUGUAGGUCAUUCACUAGGUCCCCCCGUGUGGUUCUGGGAUUUUUGCUCACCGUUCUUGUUAUCAUUUUGACGCCACGGGGUGAGAUCUUGCAUGGAGCCCCAGAUCGAGGGAGAUUAUCAGUGGUCUUGUAUGUCUUCCAUUUUCUAAUAAUUGCUCCCGCAGUUGAUUUCUGUACACCAAGUGUUUUACCUAUUGCAGAUUCAGUCUUCCCAGCCUGGUGCAGGUCUACAAUUUUGUCUCUGGUGUCCUUCGACAGCUUUUUGGUCUUGGCCAUAAUGGAGUUUGAAGUAUGACUGCCUGAGGUUGUGGACAGGUGUCUUUUAUACCGAUAAUGAGUUAAAACAGGUGCCAUUAAUACAGGUAACGAGUGGAGCCUCGUUAGACCUUGUUAGAAGAAGUUAGACCUCUUUGGCAGCCAGAAAUCUUGCCUGUUUGUAGGUGACCAAAUACUUAUUUUCCACUCCAAUUUGGAAAUAAAUUCUUUAAAAAUCAAACAAUGUGAUAUUUUGUUUUUUUUUCCUCAUUCUGUCUUUCAUGUUUGAGGUUUACCCAUGUUGACAAUUACAGGCCUCGCUAAUUUUUUCAAGUAGGAGAACUUGCACAAUUGGUGGUUGACUAAAUACUUAUUUGCCCGACUGAAGGUGUUGAAACACCCCAGUAAUGACAGGCAACCACAAGAUGGCGAUGUACACAAAUCUCUACUCGUAUUAGUCAAUAGAGUAGACAUGGAUAUUGAUGUGUCAAGAGCCACAGACCAGAUUCCAGUUGUUAAUAAAUUAUUUAUCUGCGGUCCGGUAGCAAAUGCGCCACGGACCGGUACCGGUCCAAGGCCCGGUGGUUGGGGACCACUGGGGUAGAGGGUUCCAUCGAGAUCAUUUGAAGCAAUCCAAAGUCAACUGAAGUAGGAUACAGCUUAACCAGCGAAACCUGUAUUAAAUUACAACGGUGUAUAUACAGUAUAUAUUUAAAGAAUUAAUCAAUAAAAAUACCUAGCCCCAGCUCAUCUGAGAUGAACUGAUGCAAAGUGGGAAAGUGUGCAGACGAGUCCACAUUACAAAUUGUUUUGGGAAAUCAUUGGCAUUGUGUCCUCCGUGCCAGAGAGGAAAAGGACUCCCCAGAUUAUUAUGAGGUUCAAAAGCCAUUAUCUGUCAUCAUAUGAGGUGUGUUAGUUCCCAUGUCAUUCAUGAUGCUGCUAUUAAUACUGAAGGGUUCUGAAGUAACAUAUGCUACUAAACAAUUUUUGAACAUAUUGAGUGGGAUGCUUCCUCUUUUUUUCUUACCUGCAUUAACAAAUCGGACAUUUCUUAAUGCCUUCCAGGUUUAACUGCAUCAGUUUGUCAAGCUUACAUUCCACUCUUAGGCCAAAAAAAAAAAAAAAAAAACACCACCACACUGGAAUGAUAACAACAACAACAACAACAAAAACUAAGAUAGUGCCAGAAAAACUGAGUAAUCCGAAAAAGGUUUCGGUACAGGGUGGGCUAAUGUAAACUAAAGAAUAAAAUAAAAUGUUAGCAUUAUGUAACGGCUGACAGCAUUAGGUGGGAGCGAUGACCACCUGCACUGUCUGACACAUCCACACAAAACACUCCAGGGACAAAGUGACCCAAAGAUGAGUCACAAAGAGAGAAAACGUGCGCACAUGCAAAUGACUGCUUAGUCCUCACUUUCUCUAUUUGACUGCAGGGUGCCGGGGACUUCCCACUGGUUUCUAAAACUUCCAAUCCUUGGAAAAGCUCCAAUUCAGUUAGGGCUGGACUCGUACACACACACGCGAGCGCACAUUUACACUUGGAGGCGUGCACACAAAAGCCCCAUUGUGUUUGACCCCCAGAUGACGAGCGGGCAGGUCAAACUGGCGCGUCAUUUCAAGGCCGCUGAAAAGGGCGGCGAGACCGGCGUAAUGAAUACCUUCGUUUGACUGCACCAGGAGAAAGGCGCACUUUAGCCUCGCUCGCGUUGUCUUUUAGGGCCAAUCUGCGACAGGCUUUGGGAUCGUAAAUCUGUGCAGAAACAGGGCUACACACAAACACACUGUCACAUGCCUACAUGGCUCUAGGGCUAUAUGCUAACAUGUAUGGGUUCUACUGAGAUUUUAUUAGUCAAGUUCUAAAGCAUUGAUGUUUCUACUACGGGUAUCUUAUAUGUGUGUCUGUAAAAAAAAUUAAACUUGGUUCAACUUAAUCAAGAGUAUUACAUAUAAUAUUAAACUCACCAGCUUUUCUAGCCAUAAAAUCCAACAUAAAGUACAGCUAUAUCACCCUGUAAGAAGAAGCAAAGCGGCUCUACGCUUUUGAAGACAUUCAGAUAGAAUAAACACCCAUGCAGAGGCAACAUCAUUAAGCACAAUUAUGUUCAACUACAGUACAUGGACUUCUGUAGUUCUAAUGAACAAAUCAAAUAAAGCUCCCAAGAAUAUAUAACAUGAUCACCAGACCUAGUCAUGUAGUUAUAUAAUACACCAGUUUUCCUAAACACCCUCAAUCCACAGUAUUAGGUUUGGGUGACAUUAUAAGGAAAGAGUUGAUUUUAUUAUUAUAUGUUUCUGCUAUUGUGGCUAUACUUAGGAGUGAUAUGAAAGUGCACUAUAUCAUUCUGUUUUCUCCGCAUGUAACUCCAGAUAACCAUAUUAUACAGAACAAACAACUCUAUAUGAAUCUGUUCUCCACUAACAUACAUAUUUAAACACAUUGACAUUUUACAUACACUAAUUUCACAAUUCAAAAUAUAAGUUUUAUCUUUUAAACUUUUGCAAGAACAUAUAUUUUUCUAAUAGUGUGCAAAAAAGGUUGAGCAUUAUAUUAAAAAUUGUUUAUUGGCAGUGUUACAGUGGUGUUGUUGAUUCUUAAAAAAAUUGGGCCUUCUACAUUACUGUUUUAAAGUUGGUUGUUAUGGUAGUAAGACAAUCAUUUUUUGAGCUGGUACAAUUCUUUAUGUUUGUCCUAUAUUUUCACUUAUCAUCCCAAUAUCCCUAACCUUUAGUGAGUAGUGUUUUGAUAGAGGCAUGCAAAAUGGUUUGCUGCUGAUAAAUUGAUGCAUUCUGUUGAGUCUAACAUCACUAGUGCCCAGAAAGGAAUAAAGAAUUCAUUCAACUUUCUUAUACCUAAAUGUCAUCUUUAAUACUGAUAAGGUAUAACAUAUCGGUCUUGGAAAAACAUUCACAACAGCUUUUAUAUCAGCAUGCACCACAAACGGCACUGCACGCUUAUUAUGAAGUCAUUGUUGAAGUCUCCUUCUCCCGCUGCACUCUCUCAUCAUGACACCAUCCCUGCAGGCGUCAACAGAGCCGAGACAAAGUGUUGGUGUAUUUGGGGUAAACACACGGAUCCUGCAGCUCUAAAGAUGGCGCGGUGAUAGGCCGGUGUGAUGGCGCUCCGCAUCGUGCCGCCCGAUCAGGACGCCUGCCAGUGACGGAGUAGAAACUACCUGACAGCUGCAGCUCACACAGUGAGAUAAGCUUACAGUAACAUUGACAGAACGCGCAGGCAAACGGGGAGACUAUGAGAAAGCGCAGCUGCUCCAUUCAACCACAUGGUUCCUCAACCGCACACACGAGCCGCGCUGCUGACGUCCACUUGAGGGACUUGCACUGGUGCCGUCCACAGCGACGUGUUCUGAGUCCAGUGGGCAGAGUUUUCAGCCGCACGGGCAGUUGAAAAGUUGACUGUUGGAUCGUUUUUUCUUGUUUCGUUUCUUGUUUUUUUAGUUAAUUGAGCCUAAAAGGUUCCGAGCCGAAAGAAGAGAGACACUUGGGAACUUUUUUUGUUGUUUUGACACUCAAGUUUAUCAGUGUGCCUGAUAAGAACAAGUGAGGACUAUUUGACUUUUUACGCACAGUUGGGUGGAAGGAUGGUGCAGCAGCAACAGCACAUGAGCGCUCACGCUCUCUCCCCAGCCGGAGACUCGACUGACUCCGGAGAGAUGGACUUGGAGAUGGAUGCGUCUCCCACCCCGGCGGGGCGUAGCGACCUAGCCUGGUGCAAAACCCCGACGGGUCAUAUCAAGAGACCCAUGAACGCCUUCAUGGUGUGGUCGCAGAUCGAAAGAAGAAAGAUCAUGGAGCAGUCUCCGGACAUGCACAACGCGGAGAUCUCCAAGCGGCUGGGCAAGCGAUGGAAGCUGCUCAAAGACGCUGACAAGAUCCCCUUCAUCCGGGAGGCGGAGCGGCUCCGACUCAAACACAUGGCCGACUACCCAGACUACAAGUACCGGCCCAGGAAGAAGGUCAAGUCCGGCAGCGGGGCAAGUAAGCAGCAGGCGGAUCGCGGGGAGAAGAGCUCGGAGCGCAGCAACAAAGCCAAAAGAAGCCCCGCGGCCAAAGCGGCGAGCCGGACGCACAAGCAGGCCGGCAAAUCCACCAGCCUCCCGGGUCUGGACGGCGCGUCGCCCAGUGGCGACCACCAGACCCUCUUCAAAUCCAGGUCAGUGUCUGGUGCCAGACAGAUCCCCGAGAAGCGCACCGGGGAGGCCAGACGCAGCUUCCCCUUCGCCGGGGCAGGGAGCUUAGAGAGCGGACCUCCCUCCGUGGGAGUCCCGGCCAGUCCUACUCUGAGCAGCUCGGCCGAAUCCAGCGACCCGCUGAGCCUGUACGAGGAGCAGAGCCCCGGGGGCAGCGAGUCAUCCCCCACCGCGCGCCUCAGGUACUCCCGCGCGUCCUCCCCAACGCCGUCAGCCUCCCAGUCUUCAUCAGUCUCCUCCUCAUCGUCGGAUGAGGAGUUCGAAGACGAGCGGCUCGACUUGAACCCCAGCCCCGGCUAUGAGAGCAUGUCUCUGGGCGGCAUGGGCUUCUCUGACGCGGAGCUGGACCGGGAUUUGGACUGGAGCUUCGGGGAGUGCGGCGCCGGCUCCCACUUUGACUUCCCUGACUACUGCACGCGAGAGGUGAGCGAGAUGAUCUCAGGAGACUGGCUGGAGUCCACCAUCUCCAACCUGGUGUUCACCUACUGAAACUUACAGCCGAGGCACAGUGGUAGAAGAACCGCGACGAACCCUCCCGAGUUUUGAACUCUUCGACCCCUCCAAUCCUCCCUCCCGGAGCCAUUUUCACGGAACAGAGUGGGAAGAGGAGACGGUGCGUGUGCGCGCUACUCGCAGACUUGCUUCGUCUGACGGGAGCGCGCAGGCGGGGGGGAAAAAAUGCAUCGUUUGCAUUUGGACACAGAGGAGGAUUGAAUGUAAGCAGAAAGAAGUGAAAGUGACUUCUAAACUAAUCCCCGAAAGGAUGACAACUGACAAUAAACUGAACAUUGGUGUUAUUUAGGAAGGGGGGAAAUGACUUGAGGCGUGUCCCCCCAUCCACUCCAAAAAGUAGUUUCAGUCUCAACACGCAUGCUCUCCUAAAUGAGGAGGAUUUAGCUGUUGUCAAAUGUUCAUUGCUGCGUAAUGACGCAACGUGUGAGCCCUUCAGUUGGACACAAUUCACGAUCACCAGCUUCUCUUUCAACGGCAGGACUCCAGACUUCAGAAAACCUUUUUUCCAGCUUUCUUGAAACACUCAGUGCACAAUUCAGGACCAACGCCCCCCUAGCCCUCCCCAUCCUAGUCUGCAUCCUUGCCUAGUGAUCCAACUUUCUAGUUCCUCUGUGUCAAGAUGACUUUUUAUAUUGAUGUAUUUAUACCGGCCAAAAUUUUUUUAUACAUAGAAGUAUUGUUCUCGUACAGGUCUCGUUUGUGUGUGCGUGUGUGUGCGUGUAUGUGCACAUACACAUGUCUGUAUCCAGCGCGGAAGGGCUAGAAGUGUCUCUUAUUUAAAGUGUCUGAACUCUCUCACUUUUUGAGUGCGUCAUGAUUUUUUUACUUGUAUUUUUGUACAAAAUCUAUAGAAAGUCAAGGGGGGGUGAUUGAAGGGAGGGGGGCCGGAGUGGGUAGCCUGCAACAUUGUUGUUUGGAUCUACAUUUGGUGUUUAGAUGUGCAUAGAAGGGGGGUGGGCGGACUCAGUUGGCACAAUCUGACCUCACACCGUGUUUACAGUAUUUACCCACAUGCUUCUUAAUGGCACAGUGACUCCAGUUUCACCAGCCAAGUAAACAAAGCACCACUGAGGCUCCCAGUCUGAGUGGUGACUGUCUUACUCCAGUACACAUCAUAGACUUCUAAGACUGAAAGAUCCCAGAGUGUCACUGUUUAGAUAGAGCUAAUACCUCUGUGUGCUUUUCUUCUCGUUCUUCUUGUUCUUCUGCUCUUACUUUCCAAGAUAAGUUUUAUUUGAACCACUGGAUGGAAUUUCACUCUCAUUCCACUUUGCCUAGACUUUGGAGGAGGAGAAGGUGUAUGAAGUGCUUCAUCUUUUCUCGCGCAAACCGCAUCCAAAAUAGUAUUUAACCUUUCUGUACCUGUUGGCUAAGUAUAGCAAAAGGCUAAUUGUUUUUCCUAUAUUAUGGCAUGGCAAAUAGCAUUUGUAUUUCAGAUUCAGGUAUAUGUAGCUAUAGCUGUUGUGUUUAAGAUUUUUAAAAGAAUAAUAACAUGAAGAUAUUUAUGUAAACUGACUGUACUAUAAACAAAGAUUGUGUGUUUUAUGUAUGAUGAUCAACGACAGGCACUAAGACAGCCAUCUUGGAACAAGUUGAAGAUGAUUGUGGUCCAGGAGUUUCUCUUUUUCCAAGACAUUUUUUUUUUAAAUAUUUUUUUUGUUGGUUUGUUUAGCUAUUUUUUUUUUUUCAUUUGUGCAAUAUGCUGUGUAUGACCAUGUUUUGUCUAAUCAUGCCAAUAUUGUUUUGUCGUUUAUUACAAAAAAACAGCCAAUGUUUGGGGUCAAUCACUGCCUCUCAGACCUCUGUACAGAUUGUGGUUUUUAUUUGUAUUUCUUUGCCUCCGCGAAGGAAAUAAAAUCAGCUGGAACU